AUGAGCUCAACAAUAUUUGAAGAGCUAGUUUGUUUGGUUGGUCCUCAUGUAACAAGAUUUCCAAGUUUUAGAAAGGAUACUUUAGUUGUUGGUGAAAUAUUAUCAUGUACAUUGAGAUACUUGGCUUCAGGAGAUAUCCUUUGGCAGGUUCUUGAGAAAAAGGUUUUAUUAACUCCAAGUGUCUUAAAUUGGAAAAAAACGUCUAGAGAAUUUGAAGACAAGUGGAAUUUACCACAUUGUGUUGCAGCGAUUGAUGGAAAACAUAUUGUUCAUCAAGCUUUUUCAAAUUAUGGUUCUACCCAUUUCAACUAUAAGGGUACACAUAGUACAGUUUUGUUGGCUAUGUGUGACGCCAAUUAUAAUUUUUUGCUGGUCGAUAUUAGGGCUCCGGGAAGAUGCAGCGAUGGAGGGGUUUUCAGGAGUAGUAAUAUUGGCAAAGCUUUUGCCAAUAAAACAAUAAACUUACCUGAACCUAUAGAAAUUGAUGGUGUGAAUGGACCAAUACCAUACUUUAUGGUAGGAGAUGGGGCAUUUCCACUUACCGAAUACUUGAUGAGGCCAUAUCCUGGUCGUGGAAGAUCUACUAUGCCAAAAGAUGAAGACAUUUUCAACUAUAGGUUAAGCAGAGCACGACGAACUAUUGAAAAUGCUUUUGGCAUACUAGCAUCAAGAUUUAGGAUUUUCAGAAAGCCAAUAAUAGCUUCAGAAAAAACAAUAAUAAAUAUAACAAAAGCAACAAUUGUUUUACACAACUUUAUAAAAAAAGUUAGAAACAGACUCAGCAUGUACAACCAAACCAUAUCAUGCAGUGCAAGCAACAUGCAAACAGAUGAACUACAAGGGUUAGUCCCAAUAAACCGUGCAGGUUCAAAUCAUUAUAGUUCAAAUGCCAAAGAAAAAAGGGACAAAUUAAAAAUAUAUGUUAAUCAUGCAGGAGCUUUAGAGUACCAACAGAGACAGUUAUAA
Molecule: messenger RNA, 966 nt
Organism: Macrosiphum euphorbiae (potato aphid)
Lineage: Eukaryota; Metazoa; Arthropoda; Insecta; Hemiptera; Aphididae
Source: the annotation of a GenBank genome assembly